Nomascus leucogenys (northern white-cheeked gibbon) is the source of this 574-nucleotide messenger RNA. RefSeq names its product striatin-like. The coding region runs from base 231 to 554 and encodes 107 amino acids. The transcript is spliced from 4 exons. Lineage: Eukaryota; Metazoa; Chordata; Mammalia; Primates; Hylobatidae. The record is from RefSeq and is a predicted model, not a curated record.
GCAUGACUGCCCGACUUGCUGCUGCAUGGUGUUUGCGCUGUGUGGCUGUGGCAUUACCUUUCCAGCUGACACCAUUUCUAGACAGUUGUCUACAGGAGGUGGGUUAUACAGAUACUAUUCUAGAUGUGAAAUCUAAAUGAGUGCGAGCUUUCUUGGGCUUUUCAAGUGAUGUCACGGACAGGGAAGAUGCCAAAAAUCAGGACUCAGUUGUAAAUGGUACAGAGACAGCAAUGAUUGGAAAAUCUGAGUUAACAGAUUCUGCCUCCGUGCUGGAUAAUUUCAAAUUCCUUGAAAGUGCAGCUGCAGAUUUCAGUGAUGAAGAUGAAGAUGAUCACGUUGAUGGAAGAGAGAAAAGCGUCAUUGAUACUUCAGCAAUUGUUUGGAAAAAAGCAUUGCCUGACAGUGGUGAAGAUCGAGAUACAAAAGAAGCUCUAAAGGAGUUUGACUUCUUGGUUACAUCAGAGGAAGGAGACAAUGAAUCUAGAAGUGCAGGCGAUGGAACAGACUGGGGUAAGGAAGCAUACUGGAUCCAACCAGAGAUGUUAAGUAAAUAAAAGAAAUUAAUAUUUUACCA